AUGGCCGGCCAAGACGUCCCCGUGCAGGCUGAAGACGUCGAGGAGGGGGGCGCCCCUGACAACGCAGGGGACGCCCCUGUAGUGGCGCUGUACCGCUAUGAAGAGCAAGUGCUUCUGGACGACCUCCCCGCCAGGGCCGCCAUGGAGGAGGUCCUCGGGGGGCACUUUUACCGCGAACUCGACACCAAGUUUGAGAACGAGGCGGCCGAUAGAGCCGAGGCGGCCAAGGUCUCGGACGGCACCCUCUCCAGCGACGAGGACACCAUGCCCGCCUCGGAGUCGCCCAAGUCUCUGGAGUGCCAGGGCGUCGUGCCGGCCGCCGUCGGCGACAGGAUGCGCCGCCCCAAGGUGCGGGGCUUGUUCGACGACCUGGGCAGCGCGCCGUGGGAGUGGGUGGCCGCGGCCAGCCGCCCUCUCAGGCAGCGCGACCUGGACAACCCCGUGAUCGAGGCCAUCGUCACCCGCUGCCGCUACCUGCACCACACGCUCGGGCAGGCGGGAGAGCCCUCCUCCCCUUCCUCAUCGCCCUUGUCCCGCUCCUUGGAGAACGACUACACCGUCGCCGAGAUCUGGGGCAUGCUGCACCGACUCCUCGGCGAAAUUGGACCUUCCUUCAGCUUGAAUGACCCUAGGCAUCGGGACGUGAGGACCCUGUUCACCCGGAAUGAAAUCCAAGAUGACCUCUUGUGGCUGCAGGAAAUGUACCACAAGAAUGGCAUCAGCCACCGGGCGCAGGGCCAGCUCUGCGAGACGUUUGGGCGGCAGUUCGACGGCUCGGAGAUGGUGUCCCUCUUCGACCUGUGCGACUGGUUAAACUUCAUGCAGCUGGACCUGACGGAGGCAGGUGGCGGUGGACGGUGGCUGUCAGUGUCCCUGAAGAAGCACGCCGCCGUGUCCAUCUCCGAGCUGCGCCAGCACCUCGGCGCCAACCUUGACGCGCCCGACGACUCGGACGAGGUGACCAGCGCCCUGUGCGACGUGCCCCUGCACCAGACUCUCAGCAACUACUUCUGGAUGUUGUGGGGCCUGCGGCACGCACUCGACGUGUCCGACCCAUGGAAUAAGGAGUAUCAGGACUAUGCGUUGUUGCGGAAGCGCAUGCUCAACUCCAGCCGGUGCGUGGCGCAAGACAACAUCUUGGGCAGCUCCACGCAAGCCGCCAACUAUCUCGGCGUCAGCGUCCUGACCGUCCAGACCGUCCACACCAUCGAGACGGACGAUGAUGAGGACACAGCGGACAGCCCAUAACAGCGGCUGCCGGUCUGCGACGGCGACCGCGCAGGCCGAGCAGACC
Thrips palmi is the source of this 1294-nucleotide messenger RNA. RefSeq lists its product as uncharacterized. The record is from RefSeq and is a predicted model, not a curated record. Lineage: Eukaryota; Metazoa; Arthropoda; Insecta; Thysanoptera; Thripidae. Bases 1 to 1248 code for a protein of 415 amino acids. The transcript has 6 exons.